ACACACACACACACACACACACACACACACACACUGUGUGUGUCAUGUUGUUAUCUUAACUUCCAUUACAUAAGACUACAGUACAUAGUCACCAGUGGCACGGUAUGUUCACACUUCAGAGACAUCUGGAUCGUAUGGGGAAAGGUAAGACAAGAAACUAAGAGUCCAAGAUGGCGAAUGGACCGUCCCUGUCCACUGUCACACGCUCCCUCUCACUGUUGGACGUUCCCCAUGCAAAUCAGUUUGAAGGAAAGUCUUUAGAUCCAGAAAUACUUGAGGAGACGGAGGAAAACUUUUACAGAGGGGCCCCACCCGAAUGGUUAAACUUUCACAUCAGUGAACAGGCAGAGUUAGAUGGCACCGGAUCUCCUUUCAUUAAACGAGAUGGAUACGAUAAACUUGUGGAUCAAAUUCACAAGUUGAGAAAACACCCUGGAAUAUCAACAGUCAAACUGUUCCACCAGCCAGGAUGUGGGGGGACAACACUGGCCAUGAAGGUGUUGUGGGACUUUAGGAAAACUUUAAGGAGUGCUGUUUUAACAGGCUCAACCUCGGACAUCACAAAGGUUGCAGAGGAGGUGGUCCACCUUUUCACAGCAGGCAGUCAAGGCGACCAGAAGACUGUGCUGCUGUUGGUGAAUGGUGUGCACGUUUUGGAAGAUCUACAAGUAAGCAUUAUCAGGGCGAUUGCUAAUCAGAAGAUAGUCACCCGUAUGCCUGUGGUGGUUUUACUCAGUUGUAUUAGAGAAGAUGCAGAUUUAAAGAGUGAUGAUGUCUUCCUUCAAGAAGUGCUUUCUGACUCAGAGAAGAAUCAUUUUAAUGACAAAAAGUCAGAGCUCAACAGGAAGUAUGGUGAUAAAUGCAAUCGAUUCCAUGGCUUUAACAUAAUGCAAAGCAACUUUUCUGAGGCUUACAUCCAGGAGGCGUGCUCUGUAUUCAAAACCAUCAAAGAAACAGGAAUACAAGAGAAAACCCAGCUUGCUGCCUUCCUUUCCCUGCUGAACGCAUAUGUACCAGACUCUUAUCUCCUUGAGGCUCAGUGCCUGGAUGUGUUCAAACAUGCCAACUACAGUCAUAGAAACAUAUCACUGGAAGACAUGCUGGACGACUUUAGCCAUCUCAUUAUCACUAUCCAACUAGAUGGUUCUGAAAAAAGAGUCCGCAUGGCCCACCCUCUGAUAGCACAGUGUUGUACUGAACUGAUGGCUGAUGCAGGUGUGACCAGAAGUGACACAGCGAAAAACCUCUUGACAUGUUUGUGCAGAGAUAAAGUCCCUCGAUCUUUGGUUGGUUUUGUCAAAUACAUGCUAACCAAAAGAAGACCAAAACAAAAAGAAAAGGGAAGAGAAGAGAACCCAAUACAUCCUACAGAGAUGAAAGAGGAGAUAGAUUCAUUUUCUAGACUGAUUCUACAUAUUCAAACAAAGGAGGACAACUCUCAGUGUCUAUCACUUUUAGGGAUGGCAACAAAUAUGUUUGAUCGAAAUCCGUUUUUUCCACAAGCACUUGCUCGUUUUCAUUGCAUAGUACUAAGAGACUACGAUGAGGCAGAAAUGUGGGCAAAGGAGGCAAAACAAAGAGAUCCCAAAAACUCAGUUGUUGCUGAUACACUGGGCCAAGUCCAUAAGAACCGUCUGAAGACCCUGAGGCGACCGGCCCAGCCAGGAGGCAUUUUGGCUCUUGCCUUAAAGGCCAUUAGAGCUUUUGAAGACGAAGAAAGACUUGCCGAAGAUGAAGUUGGGACAAAGGUGAAAAUAAAAGGCUAUUUCCAUGUCUCACGUUUCUUUAACAGCGGAGGGAUGUUUGGUUUCCUGCAGGUCUGCAAUCUUGUGUAUGACCUACUUGUCAGUCAGAACCCAACUUGGAGAGGAGUUCUCACGAAGAAGGUGUCUUUGGGCUCGGCCCUGCCAUCUCUUGGAGAUCGCUCACUUUUAAGAUUCAAUGGUCUCAUAAACAGACUCAGAGAUGCAGUUGAGAAAAAAUGUGCUUUUCUCGACGGGUAUCUGACUUACUCCAAGCCUGACAUAAAGGAAGACGAUCCAGAAUACAUUUCAAGAGAAACCUCGGCUUGCUACAGGAAGUAUGUUGGAGACUCCACAUCCAGCCAUUUGAAAGAAAAAGGCGCUGAUCUGAUCCAGAAACUUAAACUCAAACAGGCUGGCACCACUACGGGAGUCCUCUCAUGUCUUGACAGAGAAUGCACUGAAUCGGACCUUAAAGAAAUAACUACAUUGUGGGAGGAAAUCUGUCUUCAUAAAGAUCCGGUCACAGCUAUGGUCAACAACAUCUUCGCUCAUAUCAUGUUAAGAAAUAUGGGAGCAACAGAGUCUGAUUGCAAACAUUUAACUGCAUUCAAACAGGAAAUGUACCCGAUCCUCACGGAUAAACCUGAGCCCCAUAUGUUAGCCCUCCUCUUGCACUGGCCUACAGACAGUGAAGACACAUGCAUCCUUGACCUCAGUGCAAUGAUUAAGCGUACGCAAGACCUGUAUAAACAAGCAUAUGUGAAACACUUUCGCUCAAGAUACCUUCGCCCUCUGUUUUUCAUCGGAAAAGGUCAAGAACUGAACAGGAUAGUUCACAGAAAGGUCCUAGAGGGGUCCGUUCUUCAGGGCGAUUGGGAGACAAUGCAAGAUUGGAGCGUUGAGAAGAUCUUCCAAGAUCCAUGGGUCAAAGAACGCCUUCUUAAAGUUCAAGGGGAGAUACGAGAGUACAGACUCUUUGCAACUGUUGAGGGGAAAGAGAUUGAGGUGGAUGCAAACCUCCGAAACAGCCUCUGGAGAAAACGCAAGGUGUCCUUCUACCUUGGAUUCACCAUCAAAGGUCCUGUAGCCUUUGCCAUCCAGACUGAAACUGCAGACAAGAAGGAAACACUCUCAGAGAUGGAUUCCUCCAAACCACGGCCUUGUGGGUUGUUGAAGUUUGAAGCUUGUUGCGAUGAAAUGGAUGCCAGGGAUUUGACAAAACUUAAACCUGAAGUCAACCGAGUGGAUGAGGUUCAAACCUUUAGCCUCCAGUCUGAUGCAGGCAACUAUGAAUGCAGUGUGUCUGGCCUGCGCUGGGUGUGUAAGGAAGAAAUCAGCUUCAAAUACAAGUUCCUCUCAUGGGAGGAACACAUGAGGAGUCCAGUUUGUAAGGAUUACAUGCCAGCAGGACCCCUCAUGGACAUCACAGUCACAUCUGGGGAGAUAGAAGAAGUGCAUCUGCCACACAGGGUCUGUAUCGAUCAAAACUCUGCAUUUUCUGGCCAGUUUGCGGUUCUUCACGUGGAUCCCUGCUGUGAUGUUGUGGAAGAAGUAGCUAAAGUGACAUCGUCCCACAUCAAGUUUCUCCAGCCAACCUUCCCUCCAAGGGGGGUCAUGAUCCGAAAGAUGGCGGGAAUCCAGUUUUACUACGACGUGUUGAUAUACAAGACGAACAAAGAGUUCCUCACGUUGGAAGUUUAUGUGGUGCCGCGCCAUUCUGCUCUACGACAGGUGUCUGUUUUGUUCAAUCAAACAGAAGUGGAAGAAAAGCAAAAGUCUUCUGGAUCAAUACUAAUCCUAAACCCAGGUCCAGACAAGUCCAUGCAAAUGGGAGAGCAUGUGUCCCUCACAACAGACCAGGCAGAUGCAAUCAUUCAACCCAGCGCCCGAGAGCUCAGAUAUGAAAGCAUUUUCUUUGAGGUGUUGAUCAGAAACGCCGACAGCGACUUCACCCUCAGGCUUCAAAGUGGGAAAGAGACUCCCUGGACCUGUACCAUUCAUAAAGGAGACUACCAAAAUCAAAGCGCUGAUCAUUAACAAGGUAAGACGAGAAAGACGUUGGAUUGAUAAGGGAUAUCAGAUGACUUCAAACACUAUUGCUACCUUGCUCUUCAUCACUUUCUCAGUUCCUUGAAGAAUUUAACACAUAACUGGAAAUUCUACUUUUCAGUGUUAAUUUUCUUUGCCUUUUUCCCCUGCGUCACAUCAGCAUUUUGUGGGUCGUCAUCAGGCAGCUCUGAUCGAGCGUUAAAGGACCUUUCCUGGAUUAACUCAAGGAAAAUAAGGUGAUCUCUCAGACCUACGAUGUGAGGGGGAUGAAGAGUGGGGGGGGGUUUCCUGUUUCUGAGCUACAGGGAUCAGGAUGAAGUAUGGGAAAAUAAAAGGUCGUAUUGUUAUCGACGAUUGAAGCAUCUGCUGUGAAAAUCAGUGCCACAGAACAGCUUAAUAUCAGCACUCAGAAGACCAGAGUGACGAUAUGUUGCUCCUUAAACUCUUUUAAAAAGCACCUAUUUUUGUGAUUUAUUUGUGGAUUUGUGAAAUCCUGAAAGUCAUAAGACUUAUUUUAUUUUUUUAUAUAUUUUUUCAUAUAUUAAUAAUAAUAAUUAAUUACAUGUUUUAUUAGAGCGUUUUUCAAGGCACUCAAAGCGCUUUACAACUACACAUUACACGUAUUAGACAUGUGUAUAUCUUUCUUUUCAUGUUUAAUUUCUUUCUUUGAAAUAGUAUUUUACUCUUAGCCAAAUAGGUGAUGCAAACCCAAUGUAUGUCCAGUUCAAAAAACAGAUAUUAUAAUGUUGAAAUACUUUUUUUUAUCUAUCGCAGUUCUAAAGCUUUUGAGAGUAGAAUAAUUCAUCAAAGAAAUGAGAGAAAGAGUCCGUGACUUUUGAUAUGUUAGAUUUGUAUGACUAAUGAAGAGAGUGAAGUUUUUUUGUUGGUUUGGUUCUUUAGUGCCAAAAAAAUGUAUGUCGUUGAAAUGUUAAAAAAAACAAAGUAACAGAAUUGGAGCAAUAAAUAGGACAAUGUCUUGCGUUGUAAAAAUUAGACUUGGUUUUAAUGUCUUCAAAUUGUCACAAAAGAAAGUCAAACAUGAAUGUGUACAGUUCUUUUUUUAUGCAAAUGAUCACCUUAAACAGCAGUGAAUAAAUACAAACAAUUAAACACAGGUAACCAGAUCUAACAUGUGAGUGACGAACAGUUUAAGGAGUCAGGAAAGUGAAAGUGGAGAAGGUGAGUCUGGGGUCCUAUUAGGCGAUCUUCGCCUUGAGACCCUCGAGUUCAGGACGGCCCUUGAAGCGAGCUUUGUAAUCCACCUCUGUGUGCUGAGAGGAAACAGAAAGAGAGAUCAUUAGUGGGAGAUAACGGGUGUCCAUGACAGAUAUUUGUGGUUAAAGUGUUUGUCUCUGACCGAAGGGUAAGCCCUGCAUCAAUGGAUGGAAGUCACUUCAUUACAAAAAGCAAAGAAUUCCCAGAAACCUUUCUCCUUAUUUAUGUUCCUUGAAUAGACCCUUACUCUGUUAAUGAUUGUUUUGAUUUGUUUUUUGUAAAAUGCCAACUGUUUUUUUGUUUUUUUUAUCUAUACUGUAUUUGCACCAUUCAAUGUUAUUGACUCAAAUAAGUGCCUUAAAGGAUUGUAAAUCACUCUUGACUAAUAAAGUUUUAAAAAAUAAUUAAGAUGUGUUUGACUGCAUAAUGAAGACUUGUGUUGGUUAGGGGUAUGCAUAAUGAUGAGGUGUUUCAUCUGGGUUCUUAUUUAAUAUGAGUUUAAGUCUGUUUUAUAAUGGUUUGGGCUUUGUUUUUUAUCUUCUAAAAUAAAAUAAUUGAACAAACA
Trematomus bernacchii (emerald rockcod) is the source of this 5574-nucleotide messenger RNA. Its product is annotated as sterile alpha motif domain-containing protein 9-like. The transcript is spliced from 9 exons. The record is from RefSeq and is a predicted model, not a curated record. NCBI's taxonomy places the organism in Eukaryota, Metazoa, Chordata, Actinopteri, Perciformes, Nototheniidae. Gene Ontology annotation, cellular component: cytoplasm. The coding region runs from base 171 to 3782 and encodes 1203 amino acids.